Mizuhopecten yessoensis (Yesso scallop) is the source of this 966-nucleotide messenger RNA. Its product is annotated as eggshell protein 1-like. NCBI's taxonomy places the organism in Eukaryota, Metazoa, Mollusca, Bivalvia, Pectinida, Pectinidae. The transcript has 3 exons. The record is from RefSeq and is a predicted model, not a curated record. Bases 1 to 966 code for a protein of 321 amino acids.
AUGGCGGCAAAAAGAGUGUCCGUGACCUCCGCCUGUGACUCAGACGUUGAUACAAUGAUUAGACAAGUUUCAGUGUUGUUGUGCCUGGUGGCGCUCGCACUGGCUGAUUCCAAGGGAAGCUACGUAAAAGGAUCAAAAGGAAAUGGGGGCUGGUAUGGACAUGGAUUGUCGGGCGGAAAUAUGGGACCAGGAUCAUGGUACGGAAACGGAUUUAGUGGUCAAGGAAAUAUGAACGGUUACGGACCAGGAUCAUGGUACGGAAACGGCAUGAGCAGACCAUGGGGCGGAAAUGGCUACGGAAGACCAUGGGGUGGGAACGGUUAUGGCAGACCAUGGGGUAGUAAUGGAAACGGAUUUGGUGGCCAAGGAAGUUGGAACGGUAAUGGUCCAGGAGCAUGGGGCGGAAACGGAUGGGGCAGACCAUCGGGCAGUUACGGCUAUAGCAAACCAUGGUACGGAAAUAACGGAUACGGAAAUGGUGUAGGAAACGGGAACAGUUACGGACCAGGAUCUUGGUACGGAAACGGAAAUGGAUACGGCCGACCAUGGAAUGGAAAUGGCAUAUACGGCGUAUCUGGAUUCGGUGGAAUGAUGGGUGGAAACGGAUUCAGUGGUCCAGGAAUGAUGGGCGGAAACAGAUUCGGUGGUUCAGGAAUGAUGGGCGGAAACGGAGGAUGGAACAUGGGAAAAGGAUACGGAAAAGGAGUAGGAGGAUACGGAAACUAUGGCGGAAACGGAUACUUCCCUGGCGCAUAUGGUAGAUCCGGAUCAAUGUUUGGAAACUUUGGCAACUAUGGACCAGGCUUCGGUAAUGGAGGAAGAGGAUUCGGAGUUGGAGGAAGAGGAUUUGGCAACGGAUUUGGCAACGGAUUCGGAAAUGGUAUCCGACGGGGCGGAGUUUGGAACGGCAGAAACGGAAAUGGUGGAUACUCAUACGUAAAAACAAGCAAGAAGGGAUCUUACUAG